UAACGUCUGAAAAAUUUAGUACCCGAAAACAAAAAACACAGAGAAAAAGAAAAAAAGAAAAAUCUGAGUAAGUUGUAGAAACCAAUGAGAGGAAGUCGUCCUUACUUGCUUCCACCACCCCCUCCAAUGUCUGCCCCCAAUUGUCUACUCUCUCUCCCUCCCCCUCCCCUUCUCUUCUCUUCUCUUCUCUUGCAGCCUUUGCUCUCACUCUCUCUCCCCCCCCCCCCCCCCCCCCGGCAUUAUCAUCAGCUUCAUCAUUGUUCUUCUUUACAGCUGCUGCUUCUUCAUCAAACGUAAUUAUGACUGGCUUUCUAGCUACCCUUUUCAACACUAUUAAUGUUAUUAACAAAGCUUCUUCAUUGGGUCUCCCAUUUGAUUUGAUUUGAUUUCUUUCCUCCUCUUCCUCUCCUCGUUUAGACAAAUUGGUUUGAUUUUAAUUUGAUUUCUCUCUCUUCUGUGUAGUUGUUGUCGUCGUCGUCGUAGCUGUUCUGGGUUUUGGCUCCCUCAUUAUUACUUCCCCGUCUUCUUCUAUCCCCCACUCUUUUCUUUUCAUUUCAUUUCCCUACCUAACCCAAACAAUCCCCCCCCCCCCUCUCUCUCUCUCUCUCUACUGUUCCAGCCUAUUAACACAAAGUCUACUGCUACUAUUACUUCGAGUGGUAUUAUGAUGAUGCGUACAUGCUCGGGGGGGCGAAAUUGGUGAGGAGCGAUCCGUGAUGGCUGGCGGUUCGGGAUGUUCUUCUACGGUGCCGUCGACGUUGCCGCCGCCGCGGCCAAAGUCGCCGCCGCAGUACCCUGAUUUGUACGGCAAGCGCCGGGAGACGGCCAAGGUUCAGAUGUUGGAGCGAGAGAUUAGCUUUCUUGAGGGGGAACUAAAAUUCGUGGACAGGCUCCAACCUGCCUCCCAGUGCUGUAAAGAGGUUGCUGACUUUGUGGUGGGAAAUGCAGAUCCAUUCAUACCGACAAGUCAGAAGACUAGAAGGUCUUGUCAUUUCUGGAAGUGGCUCUGUGGAGCACCCUGUUUUAGCUUUUCAUGGAUUUGCUGUUGUCUCGGGUGCACACCACAUCUAGAAAUGCCGGAAUGCUGCAACUGCAGCUUCCGCGACUGCUGUUCAUGCAUCAGUUGUGCGAUGCCGAAAUGCCAGUGCUGCACCUGCUCCUGCUCCUGGCCACGCUCACAAUGCUUCCAGAAUAUCUCAUGCAUCCCAUGCUGCUGCAAGUGUUCCUUGCCGCGAUGUCCGUCCUGCCCAGAUUGCUGCUCUUGCAGGUGUAGGUGUAAGUGCAAGUGCUCUUGUCCCAAGUGCCCAAAGGUAAACCUUCGCUGCUGCUGUUGCUGUUGUACAAAAAACUGUUGCUACAAUUGCUGUUUCUGUUACUAGUAUUAUUUAUCAAAUAAUCCAAUGGAAGCUUUCUUCUUUGA
Diospyros lotus (date-plum) is the source of this 1420-nucleotide messenger RNA. RefSeq names its product guanine nucleotide-binding protein subunit gamma 3. The record is from RefSeq and is a predicted model, not a curated record. The transcript has 5 exons. Bases 717 to 1379 code for a protein of 220 amino acids. Lineage: Eukaryota; Viridiplantae; Streptophyta; Magnoliopsida; Ericales; Ebenaceae.